UCUAGCUCUUUUUCCACAGACCUGCCUGGUGGGGAGAUGCUGGUUGAUUUUACUAGAUGUUUUUCAAGCCUUUGGAUCUAACUACUGCGCUCCGCCCCUUACUGUUGCCCGAUGAGACGUUACUCUUUGUUCAGGAUGCGGUGGGGCUGUACGAAGGCAAAUACAAGAUUCCCAACUAUCAGAACGGCCACGCAUAUCUCACAUCCCACCGCGUCUGCUAUGUGGCCGUUGACGAUCCGCGCAAACACUCGGUUGCCGUUGACCUGAAAGAAAUAGACCGAGCAGAUUACCAAGCCGGCUUUCUGAAAUCAUCUGCGAAGAUCACAAUAUACCCGAAACCGCUCAAGAACAAUCUUGACAGAUCGAGAGGUGCAGGCGCCAGCCCAUCGCGGUCUCAGUCGGCUCGAUCGCAGUCCCCGCUUCCUCAAGUAUCGGGACCCCAAAUAAAACCGCCCACGUCUCAGCCUGUGAAUGCUACUUGGAUCUGUCCCAUAUGCUCGUUUGCUAAUCCCGUGCCCUCCAACUUUGACCCUUCAACUGCGACUACGUCCACCAGCAUUCCACCAUGUCUAGCAUGUGGUAUCAAGCCCCCCUUUACCACUAUAUUGAAGGCUGCCAUUGCCGCCGCGGCUAGCCGAGAAGGGCCUGGGAUGAACCAGGUUACCCCUCGACUAGGGCACGAGUCUUUGGCCCCGAGCGGCAGCACGAGGAGUACAGUGUCAGCACAACCGGGUACUCCUAUCUCAUGUCCCAGAUGUACUUUUGUAAAUCAUCCUUCUCUCCUCGAGUGCGAGAUUUGCAGUGCUCCGUUAGCUACUGCAGGCGCAUUGAGACCUACCGGUGGCGAUGACAACCGCUCCGAAUCACCGGCACCCUUUUUCGAACAGGGAACCAUCAAAAACACAGAGAUUACCAGCUGCUUCAAACUGUCCUUCCGAGGGGGUGGUGAAAAGACGUUUCAUGAACGGUUGAAAGGUACCUUAAUCCAACGAAAGUGGCUCUUGUAUGAUGCUCCACCUGUACCUCAACAGCCUGCGCGAUCCACCCCCUCUCCUAAUCUGGCUGUGACGGCCCCCCUGGAUGAGAUCCUGCCCGUGCAAACCCGGUCACCUGCCGUAGGGAUUGCAGGUCUCGAACAACGAGGACUCGAGGCGCGCAGGAACAAUGAAAUGGUCAUUGGGAAUGCGUUCGAGGAUCUCGAAGCCCUUAUGGCAUCUGCAAAACAGAUUGUCGCACUUGCAGAGACACUUGCGAGAGAGUCGGGGAUGGCCAACGACGAAAACUCUUUGGAGGCUAGUACAGUACUUUCGGAGUCAGCUGCGGCGCUGGGCAUGAUUACAACCAAGGAUAUGCUGGGUUCUGGCGCUGAGAAUCUUUACUUGUCGGAGCUAUCCCGGAACCUUGCUGAAUAUCUGACCGAUGACCGUAAGGGGAUCUUACAACGAGAAGGUGGUAUAAUCAGUCUCAUUGAUCUCUGGGCCAUUUUCAAUCGAUCUAGAAAUGGGGUGGAGCUGGUCAGCCCUUCUGACUUCCAGAGAGCGGCAGAACUGUGGGAAAAGUUGAAACUACCCGUCCGCCUGCGGCGGUUCAAGAGCGGCCUUCUUGUGGUUCAAAGGUACGACUGGACGGACGAGAAGAUCAUCCGACAGCUGCAGGAAUGGAUGGUAGAACUUCGGCAUAUUCCUCCUCUAGAACCCGUGGCCUGGGACUGGCGCUUAUUUGGACGUGCAGUCACCGCACAGGAGGCCGCUCAACGGUUCAAGUGGAGCGUCGGAGUUGCAGCGGAGGAGCUUGAGAUGGCCGAAGAUAAAGGCAUUCUAUGCAGGGAGGAAGGCAUUGAAGGGCUGAGGUUCUGGAGCAACUACAUCACCUUAGAUCCAGCGCCACAGAACCUCGAUGACUUCGGAGUGGGUGAUCUUAUUCUCUAAGACAAUAGAUAUUACAAUGUAUUCAUGAGUGCGUCACAGAGCG
This is a messenger RNA of Aspergillus steynii IBT 23096, 1971 nucleotides long. Its product is annotated as ESCRT-II subunit protein VPS36. Bases 57 to 1928 code for a protein of 623 amino acids. Gene Ontology annotation, molecular function: ubiquitin binding; phosphatidylinositol-3-phosphate binding. Gene Ontology annotation, cellular component: late endosome membrane; ESCRT II complex. NCBI's taxonomy places the organism in Eukaryota, Fungi, Ascomycota, Eurotiomycetes, Eurotiales, Aspergillaceae. The record is from RefSeq and is a predicted model, not a curated record. The transcript has 3 exons. Gene Ontology annotation, biological process: protein transport to vacuole involved in ubiquitin-dependent protein catabolic process via the multivesicular body sorting pathway.